This is a messenger RNA of Dothidotthia symphoricarpi CBS 119687, 615 nucleotides long. RefSeq lists its product as uncharacterized. Bases 1 to 615 code for a protein of 204 amino acids. Lineage: Eukaryota; Fungi; Ascomycota; Dothideomycetes; Pleosporales; Dothidotthiaceae. The transcript has a single exon. The record is from RefSeq and is a predicted model, not a curated record.
AUGCCCUCUCCGGUGAUUCCAAACCCGGAACUAAUCCCAUCCCGAGAUGCUCAUCCGCCAUCCGCACGCUACCCUGAACUCCCCAACGAGUUCUUGCCCACCCUCCCAUCCGACCGUACACAUCCCUUCGCCAGACUUGCUCAGCAUCCAUCCACCCGUGUCUGUAUGCUCGCCAUGUUCGUCCUCCUGCUUGCCCUUGCGGAAUGGGAACAGCCAGGCUACCUCCCAACCGUCAAGCGGCUACCAACCAUACUGGUUACCUUGUUCGGUGCAGGAUGCAUGAUUCUCGGCGCUCUUGCGCUAGAGCACCGGUACGAGAUGCGUACAUGGCCAUGGAAUGCCGUGAACUGCUGGGACGCAUGGAUAUGGGACGAGGGCGAGGCUGCCGGUUCAGAGGACAGUGGACCACUCCAGCCACAGGAAGAGCAGGUGACGGAUAUGGAGCUGCUUGCGACGACCCCAUCAUCUGGACAUCCGAAUCCACACACGGUGCCAGCACUUACACUCAAGCGCUUCAACGGCGAGGGGUUUCAUAAGCAUAAUGAGAAAAUAGCUGCUGUGGCUGAGUUGACGAUGCCAGGUGGACGGCGCUUGCUAGACUCGGGGGCGUCUUGA